GACAUGCUGAUCAAAGGACCAGAACACCUGGAAGUUAUUUCAAUAGUUGGGAUGCUUGGACUGGGGAAGACGACCCUUGCGAAAAUGGUUUACAAGGACCCCGAUGUUGAUUACGCGUUCAUGGCUCGUGCGUUUGUGUAUCUGUCCAAAGAUUAUGAUAAGCGAGAAGUGCUACUCAAAAUUUUAGCCGAUGUCACCAAAUCAGCACCCAGUGAAGAAGUUACUAGAAUGAACCUGGAGCAGCUAGGAAAUCAUCUCAAACAAUUAUUGGACGGAAGAACUUAUUUGGUUGUGUUGGAUGACGUUUGGGAGCAACAACAUUGGGACAGCCUGCAAAAUGUUUUCCCGAAAAACAACAGGCGGUGCAGAGUUCUCAUCACACUCGUCAUGAAGAUGUGGCCAAGUAUGCGAAUCCAUCUCCGGAUUCUCUUUACAGGUUGGAUUUCUUAAGUGAUGAAAAUUGUCAAGAGUUGCUCAGGUGGAGGGUCUUUCGCCAAAAUUAUUGCCCCCCAGAGUUAAUGGUGCAUGAGAAAGUCAUUGUUGCCAAAUGUGCUGGUUUGCCAUUGGCUGUGGUGGUUAUUGCAGGUAUUCUUCUGAAUCACCCUGAUGUUGUUGAUUGGUGGAAGCAUGUGGCCAGUAGUGUUAGAGAUUACAUUGCGAGGGAUGCCACAAAAACUGCCGAGGUGAUUCACUUGAUGUAUCGCCAUCUACCAAACUACCUGAAGACGUGUUUUCUAUACCUCGGUGUCUUUCGUGAAGAUUUUGAAAUACAGGUGUGGAAACUUGUGCUGAUGUGGAUAUCAGAAGGAUUCAUACAAAACCAAGACAAAUUCAACUUAGAGGUCAGUGCUGAGCAAUACUUGGAGGAACUUGUUCAUAGGAAUUUGGUGAUGGUAGGGCAGCGAAGGGCGAAUGGCAAAAUAAAAACUUGUCGUAUGCAUGAUACGCUGCGUGAGUUUUGCAAGAAACAAGCCGCUGAAGAAAGCCUUUUCGGGGAAAUCAAGGCCGAAAACUUGUCACCCCCGACUUCAUCUGAAAACCAAACUGUGGUUGAUUAUCAGCGCCUUUGCAUCAAUAACGUCAAUCUUUCGACUUUUCUUUCUGGAGCUCCUUCAGGUAAUUGUGUCCGUUCACUUGUUGCUUGCCCUAAAGAUGCCAGUAAAUUGGAAGCGAGGCUGGUUUUAAACAUCACCAAGGCUUUCAACCUUCUUAGGGUUCUGGAGAUGGAAACAUUGGUCAUUUCCCCCCGUCUGCAUCCUGACUUUUGUACCCUUGUUCUUCUACAAUACGUAUCCAUAUCCCUGGAAGAAGGCUUCAUUCCUCCACUAUUCUCCAACCUGUUGAAUUUGCAAACCCUCAUAGUAACUACUAAAGCCAAUACCCUUGAAAUCAAAGCGAGCAUAUGGGAUCUACCGCAAUUCAGACAUUUACAUACCAAUGUUUCAACCAUCAUCAGUGCCAAGCCAAAAGGAAAGGAAGCUUCUCAGCCAAAUAAAAAUGUCCAAACAUUAAGUAGCAUUUCCCCUGAAAUUUGCACAAAAGAAGUUUUCGUUAAGACUCCCAACCUCAAGAAAUUGGGUGUGCGUGGGUCAAUCUCCAAGCUCUUGCAGGCCAAUGACGCCUCAAAUAUGUUUGCAGACCUUUUGCAGUCGCUUGAAAACUUGAAGUUGCUGAAUGAUGAUACUGAGUCUAAGGUCUACCGUCUGCCUUCGAAGGACAAAUUCCCCCCACAGCUAACACAGCUCACUCUGUUGAAUACCCUCUUGAAUUGGAGGGCGAUAUCUUCACUGGGAGAACUGGAGAAUCUUGAGGUUCUCAGGUUGAAAGAAAACGCAUGCGAAGGAGAGAUAUGGAACCUCGGAAAGGAGAUCUUUGGCCGGCUGAAACACUUGCACAUUGGACGCGGUGAUUUGAUGGUGUGGACGGCUUCAGCAGAUAACUUCCCGAAGCUCAAGAGUCUUGAACUUGAUUGCUGCAGUAAGCUACGGGGCAUUCCAAAUGAACUUGCAGAUAUCACUAGCCUCCAAUCAGUGGCCCUUAACUGUACCAACAAUCAGGUGGCUGCCUCUGCAAGGAGACUUCAGCUGUUGAAGGUAGAGCGAGCUAAAAAGGCCAAGAUCUUCGACAACUUUAAGGUCUCCGUUUAUCCCCCAGAUUUCUGAGGACUUCAACCAAUCCAGGAUUAUGUCGGCCCUUCUUUCUUUGGCAGAUGCCCAUUUUUCAGGUGAAGAAUAAUGACUGAGAAGCAAUAGAAUCGAUGGCUAGCUUGUGAAGAUGAUGAUGAAUGAGACACCAUCCUCUGUUGUGUUUGUUUCUUGCGUCCGUGUGUUGUUUUUCCCUUUUCCAAGUAUUAAUAAUGAGGAAACAGGCUUGUGUAGUUUACCUCCUUGCUUUCGUUUCCCUGAUUCUGCAUUUUCUGAAUUCCGCACUUUUUUCUUCUUUUUAAUGUAUUCUGGCUUUGAUUUUGGAACUUUGUCUGGCUAUUAAAGCGGCUGUUCAAUGUAUUUCGGAGUUUCUAUUAAAUUAAAGACCUUUUGGA
Oldenlandia corymbosa var. corymbosa is the source of this 2539-nucleotide messenger RNA. The record is from the annotation of a GenBank genome assembly. Lineage: Eukaryota; Viridiplantae; Streptophyta; Magnoliopsida; Gentianales; Rubiaceae.